Messenger RNA from Prorocentrum cordatum, 357 nucleotides. NCBI's taxonomy places the organism in Eukaryota, Dinophyceae, Prorocentrales, Prorocentraceae. The record is from the annotation of a GenBank genome assembly.
GUGGCGCUGGAGACCCUGGACGAGCGCCUCCUGCGGGAGGCCGACGAGUCCCUGGAGGCGAGGUCGCGCCUGGAGCCAAGCGCCAACCUGCAGGCGGCCGGGUCCACGGCUCCGCAGGCGCCCCGGGCCGAGCGGCACGGCGACGGCGCCGGGGCCCGCGCCGCCCUGAGAGGCGGUCAUGCGGGCACCGGCUCUGCCACUCGCUUCUCGGCUUCCGAGCUCCAGGAUCUCAGGGACAGGCUCGAGAUCGAGGAGAAGGUCUUCGUGCCCACCCACGCUUCGCCGAGCGUCUUCAUGGAUGGGGACGGCCUUGGCGCGAGCCCUGUGACUGAGGACAGCGGGAGCAAUGCGGCCUGA